AUGGAGCACCUUGUUUCUUUUUGCUCUAGUCCUAUAUUCGCAUCUUCAUGUCUAAAGGACUGGGAGAAAUUUGGCAGAAAAAACUUUUUAACAAAGUGUAAAGAAGGUGGAAUGGUUACGUCAGUCAAGUUGUUCACGGAUUUAGUGCUGAAGUUGAUAAACGGAGAAGGAAAAAUGGAUAUACUUGUCAAAUUAGUUCCUGAAUUAUUUAAAUUAUUUGGCAGUUGUUCAUCUUUUGAAUCUAAACUCCUAGAUUCCCUCUGGCUUAUUGAUUCAUCAAUUAGUGAUAUCAAUUCAGAGUCUGCUCGAGAUCGUUUCUAUCGAUUGAUGGAAAUUCUCAAGAGUCAUGUGAAUCCUGCUUUAAUAAUGGAAAGAUUUUGUGAAGACACCUUGGAAAAUUUAUCAUUAAUUCAAUCGAAACAACAGUUUCAAACACGUUACGUUCGUACAAAAACGCGUUUGUUUUUUAAACAACAAAAAUUCAAUUUAUUACGUGAAGAAAAUGAAGGUUAUGCUAAAUUAAUUACAGAAUUAUGUCAAACAUCACCAAAUGGAUCAAUGGAAGAUGUUAUGACUCAGAUUCGUUCAUUAAUUGGUUAUUUCGAUUUGGAUCCAAAUCGUGUACUCGACCUAAUACUGGAUGUAUGUGAAUUCCGUGGUGAUAUGUAUGAAGAAUUUGUCCAACUAAUACGCUUGUAUAAUCCAGACAAAAUUGAUAUGACUAAUAUACUGGGGCAUAAAUAUCACUUUACUCAGGAACCCGGUGUUACUACACCAGAAUCAUUGUACAAAGUAACAGCAUUUUUGAUUUGGAAAAAUCUAAUUGAUCUGGACGUAUUAUACAGACAUUUAACUCCAUCUGAUAGUGAUAUUCAACAAUCGUAUAGUCGACAGAUUAAUUUGGCUAAAUCUCAUCGACCACAACCUCCAGCUAGUCUUUCGUAUUCUGCGACAUCUGCAGUAAAUACUUCAUUAAAUAAUGCUAUAAAUAAUGAUUUAAUCCGUGUUGAUGGUUUGUUAAAUCAGGAUACUCAAAUUAGUAGCGCUGGUGGUGGUGGUGCCGGUGGCAGUGGUGGUGGUGGAGGUAGUAGUGGUGCACUAGUGAAUGGUGGUUGGUCAAGUUCUUCAGCGCCAUCAUCUGGUUUGAAUUCACGCUGUCCAGAUGAAUUGAUGCAAGCGGAUGAUAAUACAGAUGUCAAUACGAUCAGUAUAAAUCCACGUGAAAUGGGUAGUGGAGGCAUAGAAGUCAAUGGGGAAGAAGAUUGUUUGUAUGAAAACAAUCAGAAAUUGGAGUUGUGCUCUGCUUUGAUACGAUUAGGUGAUUGGACGAAUGCUCAACGUCUAUUAGAACGCUUACCAGGCUACUGGGGAACUACUUAUGAACCUUUAGCACAAGAUAUAUGCAGUUUAUUGCAUUGUUUAAUUGAACCGUUAUACAAUAAAGUAUGUCCUUUACCUGAAUGUUUACAACGAAAUCGUUUUCGACCGACAACUGAAUCAUUUAAAGCUUUAACCACAUCAAUUAUAAAUAAGGAUAUUGAUGAGAAGACAGUAGAUUGUGAAAUGGAUGAAGAUGCUAAUCAUCAAAACAAUACAAACUUGAAUAUCUGUUUAUCGCCUGUUCAUGAUUUUCUUGAUCUUGCUAGAUAUGCAAUACCCAUAGCAAUCUACUUAGGUCCACAUAUGUCAUAUGAUUUAGUAUUGAUGGUGAAAUUUUGUCGUCUUGGACAAAUCUAUCUAUCACAACAGCAAACUUCUCAAUCUGUAAAAAUUGGUAUUGUUUAUCAAGCAUUUUUCAAUCUGUUGGAUGAAGUUCUCUUACCAUCAUUAAGUUUAGUCGAUUCAAAUUGUUGUCUAGCUGAAGAAAUAUGGCAAAUGCUACGAUUUAUGCCAUAUGAACAUCGAUACCGAUUAUAUGGUCAAUGGAAGCAUUUCAGUGCACAAACAGAGCCUAGUCUUAUUCGUCGACGUGCUCAAGUCUUAUGUUAUGCGAAAGCUAUUAUGAAACGACUUAGCAAAGAGAAUGUGAAACCAAUGGGUAGACAUCUCGGUAAACUGUCGCAUAGUAAUCCAGGUUUAUUGUUUGAUCAUGUUUUACACACAGUUCAAAUGUUCACAAAUCUUAUCAAUCCAGUUGUUGAAGCCUUAAAGUAUGUUAGCAGCUUAGGUUAUGAUAUGCUGACGUUCUGUAUCAUUGAAGCACUUGCUUCAGAUCAAUCUAAAUUAGAAGAUUUACAGUUGAGUCAAGGUCUACAAGCUUUAUCAUCAUUCACUGGAUUAUUAUGCAGAAAAUAUCAAUUCGAUUUGGCAGGAUUAUUACAGUAUGUUUUAAAUCAACUCAAAGUUGGUAAAAGUUAUGACUUGGCAAUAUUACGUGAAAUUCUACAUCGUAUGUCUGGUAUUGACAUCUCUGAAGAAAUGACAGAUGAACAAUUGGAAUCAAUGUCUGGUGGAGAGUUGCUACUGCAAGAAGGUGGUUAUUAUGCACAGAUACGUAAUACACGUCGUAAUGCAGCACGUCUUAAAGAAGCAUUGCUUGAACAUAAUCUGAUUAUGCCGUUUAUAUUUCUAAUGGCUCAACAACGUGAUGCUAUAAUAUUCUUAGAUGAUCCUGAGCGUCAUUGUAAACUGGCUGGACGUUUGUAUGAUCAGUGUCAGGGUACACUUGUUCAAUUCAUCACAUUUUUAAGUCUUCAAUUAAGUCGUGAUGAAAUGCAAACUCAGUGUUUAAGCAUUGAGAGAAUGAUGGGUGAAUUUCAUGUACCAGCAGAUACAGCAUUCUGUUUUCAUCGUAAUUUAUUUGAACAAAAAGUUGCUCGUUUAUUUGAAAGCAAAGAACGAACAGAAAGUUUAAAAUCCGGUGAGAAGUCGAAAUCAUUCAGCAAGACAAUAUUCUCAGCUGCCUCUUUACAUGUCUGUAAUGAGAUUGCUUCUGCUAUUCGUCCAUUAUAUCCAUCACGUGUUUGGGAUGAAUUGGGUAUUGUAUUUUUUGUGACCUUUUGGAGUCUACAGUCAAGUGAUCUAGUUGUGCCUGAAUCAGCUUAUCAACGACAAGUUCAACAAUUAAGAGAACAAAUUCAACAGAUUGAAACAUCAGCAAGUGCAUGGAAUUCAGCAAAAAAGAAACGUGAAAUUGAACGCUUUGAAAAUUUAAUUGAACGUUUAACUAUAGAACAAACAGAACGUGAAGAACAUGUUACACGUGUAAGAGCUUGGCUUAUGACUGAACGUGAUAAUUGGUUUCAAACAAGAUUAGCAACAAAAACUGAUACAAUAACACAAUUUCUACAAUUAUGUAUAUAUCCUAGAGUAUGUUUUACUGCAGCAGAUGCUAUAUAUGCUGCACAAUUUAUGCAUGUUUUACAUCAAUUGAAAACUGCACGAUUUUCUACAUUGAUUUGUUUAGAUAGAAUCUUCAAUGAUAUUACACUUCCGACAAGUAUGUGUACAGAGGAUGAAGCUCAUCGUUAUGGUCGAUUUUUGUGUGCAGUUCUUGAGCUUGUUAUGCGUUGGCAUGCUAGUGAAGAGGUAUUCAAUCAAGAAUGUGGUCAAUAUCCAGGUUUUGUCACUGUUUUUAGAAAGACGUAUCAAGGUUUAGAUGCCAAUACAAAACCGGAUCAAUUACAAUAUGAAAAUUAUCGUCAUGUUGUGCAUAAAUGGCAUUAUCGUAUAACAAAAGCAAUUGUUGCUUGUUUAGAAUCAGGCAAUUAUGUUCAAAUUCGAAAUGCUUUAAUUGUUCUCACGCGUAUCUUACCACAAUAUCCAAAGAUUACACAAUUUGGUAGUGCUGUAGAACGACGUGUCAAUAAAUUGAAAGAAGAAGAGAAAGAUCGUCGACCUGACUUAAAAGCUCUAGCAUUUAGUUAUGCUGGUCUAAUGCGUCCACAUAGAGCUAAAUGGGUUAGUGAGGAAGAGUUUCAUUUAAAGGAGACAAAACCACUACGUUCAGACAAUAAUACAUGUUAUUCUGGUAGUCUACAAAGCAGCAGUGGGAAUACUUCUCAAUUUUCUAGUCGUACUAUAUCAAGCAUUAACUGUAAUACUACUACCGCUACUAAUACUACUAAUACUACUAAUACUACUAGCAGUAGUAGUAGUAGUACUACUACUACUACUCCUGGUUAUGCUCACAAUCUACGUGGACAUUCAGCAUCCGGUCAACUAACAAAUUCUUCGAAUGCAUCUGGUACUGGAAAUGCUAAUACUGCUGGUAGUAGUAGCACUGUCAGUGGUAACAGUAAUCCUUCUGUGUGUACUGCCAAUGUCAGUAGUGCUGGUGGUGCCGGUGGUAGUACUUCAUCUCUUGAAUCAUCUCAUAUUUCUGUACCAAUUCGACGAACCACAUCAAAUAGUUCAGUACCUUCUAGUCAAAGUAAAACAAUGUCCAGUUCAGUUGUCUCAUCAAGUGGCAAUGAGACGCGAUCACGUUCGCAGACAAUAAACGCUUCUGUCGCACCUGGAGAAACCUCAAAGUCCAAUUCUUCUUCUCAUACACCCGGAUCUGGAUCAUCUUCAACUAUCGGAACAGCAGUCACCAAUAUUGUUGGUGCCAGCAGUGUGAGUAACACUUCACCUACACUUCAAGCACCUGCUCAAAGCAAAUUACGAUCUAGUCAACGCCUAGAAACACCUGUGUCGGCUACAACAGAUGAAGAUGUUACCACUACACCGAGUUCUCAGUCAUACACCGCCUCAAAACGUCGUAGAAUGGAAUCAGCCAAUUCUAGUAAUGUCAAUAGUUCAAAUGGUUGUAUCUUAACUUUGACCACAUCGAAGACUGUUGGUGAUGAAACACGUGAUCCGCAUAAAUCAUCUUCACGUAAACGUUCUACUCCGACAACUAAUUCAGGCGGUACAAUACUAUCUUCAGAAAGUGUACAAAGUCUACGUUAUACAAAUACUGGUGUUACUGCUAAUAAUACUGUCAAUGUGAAUAGUGUACCUUCUACUGGUAGUGUUGGUGGUGGAUAUGGAAGUAGUGGAAGUAGUAUUCGUUCAACAACUAGUCCUGGUGAAAAUCUCUGUUCUACUGCUUCUUCAUCUAUUGUUCCAUCUUCACGUCAUCAUCAUCAACAUCAUCAUCAGUGUAAGCAGUCAAGUCAUCAAAGAGCAUCAUCAACUGGUACUUCAAUAGAGAGUCGAGAACCAAGCCUAGAAAAUGAACGAAUUAUGCUAGCCACUAGUUCAGCUGGAGUAGUGAAAAAACCAAAAAAAGGUCAUCAUCAUCAUCACCACUAUCAUCAACGUUCUUCUUUAGAUUCAUUGAAUAUGGAUACCAAUCUGUCUAAUCCAGGCUCAGUUACUAUUUAUUCAACUUCUGAAUCUCAAGGAUCAUCUCGACAUUCACGUAGAUGA
This is a messenger RNA of Heterobilharzia americana, 5355 nucleotides long. The record is from the annotation of a GenBank genome assembly. Lineage: Eukaryota; Metazoa; Platyhelminthes; Trematoda; Strigeidida; Schistosomatidae.